CGCCAAGCCAGUUGUCAAAACUCAUGACUUCAUUGUGUUGUGUGUGCCGAUUUUAAAUAUUUUUUGCUUAUUUUACUAAUAUUGCGUUUAUUACAUUGACCAUCGUUAAAUUAAAUAGUCGAAACAAUGCACGUCCGAGUGAGGCUUAUCGGUAAACCCGAAGCAAUUGUUGUCGUAGAAUCUAAGCUGACUAAAAUUGAACAAUUCCGGAAGAUAAUUCGGGAUAAAUUCAAUGUGGAACCAAAACUACAGCGUUUAUUAUAUGGAGGAAAGCUGUUGGAGAAUGGAUACACAUUCCAUGACUACAACAUCAAACUGAAUGAUGUCAUUCAACUUAUGGUUCGAGCUGAACCCAUUGAAGAGCCCACACAUAAGUCUAAAGACAAGAAACAGAAUGACAAGAAAAAUAAGAAAGACGAUGGCAUCAUUUAUGAAGAUGCCCAGAGUAGACUGUAUUCAAUAGGAGAUUUAAUAGAUAUGAAAGACAGAGAGCAAGGGGCCUGGUUUGAGGGUAAAAUAGUAAGAAUUGUGAAAGACCCCAGUUACAUACCUCCUGAGCCUAUAGAAGAAACAGUUAAUACUAAAGAAGACUCAGAAAAUGAGCCUCCAUCUCAAAGCUCCUCCAAAUCUCCCCCUAAGAAGAAAGGGAUAGCUGAGUAUUUUAGUAAAAUGGCAAAGCUAAGUACACGGAAAAAACAAAUACAAAACACACAGAGACACUUGGAAGAAAAAAAUAGUCCUGAAUGUGGCCUGCUUUACACAGUUCAUUUGGAUGCUGAGGAAGAUCCUGAAAGCAAAUAUUACUGCAAAUUAAAAGAAAUACGGCCACGGUCAAGACAUGAAAUAGAUAUCAACGACUUGGAAGUUGGAAGAACGGUCAUGAUAAACCACAAUACCGAGAGUGCUUUAGAAAAAGGAUAUUGGUAUGAUUUCAAAGUGGACGAAAUUAAAAAGUUAAGGACAAGCCAUGAACUGAUUGGCACUUUGUAUUUGGGACCUGAUGCAGUACCUCAGAAUGACACCAAGGUCAGGGUUCAUGACAAGAUAUUUGCUAUAGAAGAAACCCCUCUUCCUGACCGAUCUGAAGAGUACAGGAAGAUGAUGGUAACACCCACGGAAAGAAAAACUUAUCCAUUGAAUUGCUUGAAAUGUCGAGAUAACGAAGAGGUGCCCUGUAAAGAAUGUGGCUGCUAUUUAUGUUUCGGAAAAAAUGAACCAGAAAAGAUAAUACUCUGUGACGAAUGCAACAACGGUUACCACAUGCAUUGCCUGUCGCCUCCGCUGAGCGAGCUGCCUGAUGAGGACUGGUACUGCCCGUCGUGCAAGCGAGACGACGUCAUAGUGGCGCCAGGCGCGGCCAAGCAGACCAAGAAAACCAAUGCUUCGAAGACCAACAGGGAUUGGGGCCGGGGCAUGGCCUGUGUUGGUAAGACGAAAACCUGCGCAAUGCCAGCCAAUCACUUCGGUCCCAUUCCUGGUAUUGAAGUUGGCAUGUGUUGGCGAUUUAGGAUUCAGUUAUCAGAGUCUGGCGUGCACAGGCCGCCCGUGUCCGGUAUCCACGGUCGGGACGUCGAGGGAGCCUACAGCAUCGUACUGUCUGGCGGCUACGAAGACGACUACGACAACGGCGAUGAGUUCACGUACACGGGCAGCGGCGGCCGCGACCUCUCCGGGAACAAGCGCACGGCCGAGCAGUCCUGCGACCAGACGCUUACUAGGGAGAACAAAGCGCUAGCGCGCAACUGCGCAGUGAAGACAGUGAGCGAGGAGGGCGGCGACGCGGGCGCGGCGUGGCGCGACGGCCGGCCCGUGCGGGUCGUGCGCUCCUUCAAGAUGAUGAAGCACUUCCCCGAGUAUGCGCCCAAGGAAGGCAUCAGAUACGACGGCAUAUACAAGGUGGUGAAAUACUACCCGGAGACGGGCAAGUCUGGCUUCCGCGUGUGGAAGUACUUGCUGCGCCGCGACGACCCCAACCCCGCGCCUUGGGAGGAGGGCGCCAAGGAGUAUGCUAUUGUUUACCCCGAUGGUUACCUCGAAGCGGAGGCCGAGAAGAAGGCCCUAAAGGAGAAAGGCAGUAAGGCCAAGGCGAAGGGCAAGGGCGGCAAGAAGCGGGCCCUGCGAGAGAGCAACCACUCGAGCGACUCGGAGGAAGAGAAGUCUGCGGAGGAAGCCUCGCCACCGACCAAGAAGAGGAAGAAGGCAGAUCAGGCCACGCCCGAACAAAAGAAACGAGGGAAAGCUAAGAAAGGUGAUACCAGCAUAACCGAAAGUCCUAAGGUAAAGACUCCAAGUAUCUUCGAGAAGGCAGCCAAAGGAAGCCCCAAAGCGAAGAAAAACAAGGUUUCACAGGAUGAGGUUGAGAAUGUCUUGAGCAAUGAAGAGUUGGAGGCCAUCAAGGCAGACUCUGUCAACGCCAAGCUGUGGGAGGGGUGCGUCGAAAUCUGCAAGACUAGCGGGAAAACGGCGUUUGUGGAGAAUGUGACGACAGUGUUCCUCUGCAUCAUAUGUCAAGACGUGCCAGCGAACCCAGUUACUACUCCGUGUCUCCAUAACUUCUGCAUGGGGUGCAUAAAGCUGGCAUUCAAAUCAACCGGCAACAAGACGUGCCCGGCUUGCAGAGGCGACCUCAGUAAAGUGGACCUCGAGCCUAACAGUGAGAUGAAGGCAGCCCUGCAAACCAUCAUGCCAGGGUAUGACGCUGGCCGGAAGUAAUACUUAUGAUUCUGUGAGUUGUCCGUAAUAGUAAUAGUUGAAUUUUCCUGCGCUCUGUAUAUUCAAUGUUUCUGUUAAUGGUGUUAGUUUAUUCAGCGUCGCGAAAACCUGAUGGCGAUAUACAUAUAUUAUACUGCAAAAGAAGCUCAUAUUUUGCGAGUGACAGUGACUCCCCUGAUCGGCGGUAGUUAUUUGAUGUGUAGCGGUAGGUCGGCGCCACAUUUAAACACUGCUGUGUUUAAUAAAAGCCCGUGAAAAUUAUUGUUGACUCGAGCAUUCAUUUUGUUGUUGUGAAUUUUAAAUAUAUUUUUAAGUAUUUUUAUCCAUUUUCUGUGUGUAAUGUAAGAUUAUGAAUGAUUGAAUUAGCGAGCCUGUCAACUUUGUACGGUCAACUGAAUUAUUAAUUAUUUUAUCAUUGACUGACGUGAUUUGUAUUUAUACAAAUAAGGGUUAAUAAAAACACUCAUUUUAAUUAAGUUUUUUAGCUGAGUGUCUUUAAAAUUAUGUAUUUUUAGUCAAUUGAAUGGUUAAGUUUUGUGUUUGAUUUGAUAAUAAGUAUUUUAGUAGUGGUUAAUUUAUGAUACUGACUCACUCAUGUACUAAUACAACCUCAAAGUAAUAUAGAGGCUUAAAAUAAUAUUAUUAAUAAGUACGCAAUGGUGGGUUAUCAAACGGCAACACCCACUUUCCUGCUUAAAAUGGCGAGUGCAUCUAUAGCGGCGAUUAGACUAGACUACAUAUAGUGCACUACAAAUUGGCGUCCUAUAAGUUAGGACGUUCUGGACACUGGCCUAUGUAGGAUGCCAAUUUCAGUCGGCAAGCGGUAUCCGUAACGAGUGGUCUCUUCGAACGUCAUGGCAACAUCGCUAUCCAAAUAUCAAAAACUUGGUGUUGCCCUUGCGGCAGUAGCAGGAAUAAAUAAGGGAAGCAAAUUCUGGGUUAAAAAAUAUUUACUUCUAAGAAAUAAACUUUUACAUAUGAACAUUCUAGCCCGAAGAUUUUAGAAAUUACUUGAGAAUGGAUGAAUUUUUGUCAAAACGUCUUUUUCUUUCUGUGACGACAUUUUUUCACCGCAAAACAACGCACACACACACACCCGCACGCAUCGAACGUUGGCCGGCGACUGAGCGCACUACAUGACUACAUGUGAUUACACCUGUCCUAAGUUGGUUCUACCUAGGAUGUAGGACGGUUGGGACCCGCAAUCUCCGAUAUGUAGUGUACUACAUGACUACAUGUGAUUACACCUGUCCUAAGUUGGGAUGUAGGACGGUUAGGACCCGCCAAUCUCCGAUAUGUAGUGUCCUACAUGGCUACAUGUGAUGACACUUGUCCUUACGUAGGAAACUACAUGAGGUAGUGCACUACAUGUAGUCUUAAUCUAAUCGCCGCUUAUGUACUAACCAAUAUGAGAGCAGAUCGAUGAUUUUGCAGACCAAAUAGGUUUAGAAUACUCCUUACAGUAAAUAAAAAGUAAGUAGGUAUUCGAAUAAAGUUAAAUACUCGUAGUUACAUUUGAUUAAAUACAUACAUAAAUGAUUCAUGAAGCUACUCAUUAUGUACCUAUGUGUUCACUUAACAUUCCGUAAUAAUUAAUUAUUUAGUGUUUGUUGUCGUUAUGGAUUUAGUAAUAGGUAAUAGUUUUAUAUCUGUAACAGCAAUGAUUACCUCACCAUACAUAAAUUAAAUAAAUGUGUAAUGUUCCCUAAUUUAGGUACAUAUUUGGAUUUUUAUAAUGUGAGAGUGUAUAGUGUUUUUUUAACUUGCUAUUUUAAGAUCGGUUACCAGUUGAUUUACAUGAUUUAAUAAAUUGGUUUAUAUUACAUACUACACAAACUCUUUUAUUUUAUAAUUAAUAAAUAUAUCGACAUUAAAUCUAUGUCUGUCUCUUACGUAUACUGUAAAAGCAAUGCAUUAUUAUUUAAUAUCAUUAGCGUCAUUACUAAUACCAUAACGUCAUUAGCUUAAAGUUUCACACAGCGUAAGGAAAGUAUAAUUUUUUUUGGGGUUAAUGAACAAAAACGCACAUAAUAAUACAAUAGUAUAAUUUAUUAAAUGGGAUUGCACCCCAAACUUGCUCUGAGCACAGUAUCACUGACGUGUAAACACAUCAAAAACUAGACAUUUUCCAAAAUAGUUAACCAAAAUAAAAACUAAGAAAUAAAACAACUCCAUUAAUAUUUUAACAUCACAGAUUAAUCAAAACAUGUCGGUAUGUAGUUGUCUUAAAGUUAAGCCUGACUACGCAUUGUAAAUUCAUAACAAUCGCAUUACUUUAUCACUGCAACUAAAAUUAUUGGUAUCAAAAUAAAAGGUACUUACGGUAUUCAAAAUAAAAAAAUGAUUCGAAAU
Messenger RNA from Plutella xylostella (diamondback moth), 5064 nucleotides. RefSeq names its product E3 ubiquitin-protein ligase UHRF1. The record is from RefSeq and is a predicted model, not a curated record. NCBI's taxonomy places the organism in Eukaryota, Metazoa, Arthropoda, Insecta, Lepidoptera, Plutellidae. Gene Ontology annotation, biological process: protein ubiquitination; negative regulation of gene expression via chromosomal CpG island methylation. Gene Ontology annotation, molecular function: protein binding; metal ion binding; ubiquitin protein ligase activity.